ACUUCCGGGAACGGUUGAGAAACAGGCCAAACAGACCAGUCUGGGGUUUGAGAAGUCAAUMAUAUAAAUUAAAUAUUCUUCCUUAGAUGUUAAUUUUCUCAAAAUCUAAAGAUACAACCUAGAUUAGAUCCGACGUCUUAAGUAGUUGAGCAUGUUAGUACUCCAAGCUCGUGAAAGUGAAAAACUGAAACGUUUUCAUUUUCGUCAAAAACAACGUUAUAUCGACGGAGUGCCGUUGAUUUGACGGCCUGCACAUGCGUAGUUCGGCACGAGACGACCGUUGUUGACAUGGCCUGUUUCUACAUAUGAGUUUAGUGAGCCAACGUCGCCAUCACGUCGUCUACAAGUGUGCUCUGGGAUUUAUACUGAAGAAGCAGUUUUAGCCUAUCUCCAUAGUGUACUGUCUUUGAUACGGUCAUUGCUUUUUACGACUUGACUGACAGGGAUGAAGAAGAUAACAGCGCCCUCGUAGAGCAGCUUCACACAGUGGGAUCAGUCCAGCGACGAGGGCAGAAAAGUGCGUGGCAUUCUCUUCGGGUCUUCAACUUCCAUUAACGGAAUAAAAACUGCCAUUGUAUCUUGUUUUGCUUUGACAGACGUGAUGAGUGGCAGGGUUGGUGACCUAAGUCCGAAGCAGGCUGAGGCAUUGGAGGAGUUUCGAGAGAGGAUUCAGGAUGUUCUUCCACUACUUCCUGCUCAGCAUGACCACUUCCUGUUGCGCUGGCUCAGAGCACCUUGACUUCAGGAAACACAUGAAAGCAGACACAAUCACCACAGAAUGGCAGCCUCCAGAGGUUAUUGAGAAGUACCUGUCUGGUGGGAUGUGCGGGUUCGACCGGGAGGGAAGCCCCAUCUGGUGGGAUGUCAUCGGCCCUGUGGACCCUAAGGGCCUCUUCCUGUCUGCCUCUAAACAGGACUUCAUCAAGUCUAAGAUCAGAGACUGUGAGAUGCUGCAGAAGGAGUGUGACCUGCAGUCUGAGAGGCUCGGGAGGCAUGUGGAAGCCAUUACUAUGAUCUAUGACUGUGAGGGUCUGGGUCUCAAACAUUUGUGGAAGCCUGCCAUCGAGACUUACGGAGAGAUCCUGACCAUGUUUGAAGACAACUACCCUGAGGGCCUCAAGAGACUAUUUGUCAUUAAAGCCCCCAAGCUCUUCCCCGUGGCCUACAACCUUGUCAAGCACUUCCUGAGUGAGAUCACCCGCAACAAGAUCAUUGUCCUGGGUGCCAACUGGCAGGAGGUGUUGCUGAACUACAUAGACCCAGAGCAGCUCCCUGCUGCGUACGGAGGGAAACUCACCGACCCGGACGGGGACUCUCGCUGUAGGACCAAGAUCCACUAUGCUGGGACAGUGCCUACGUCCUACUAUGUUCGUGAGUCAGUGAAGGUGGACUAUGAACAGUGUCUAACAGUCAGCCGUGGCUCCUCACAGCAGCUAGAAUAUGAGAUCCUCUUCCCUGGCUGUGUGCUCAGGUGGCAGUUUUCUAGUGAUGGGGCAGACAUCGGCUUUGGGGUGUUUAUGAAGGGGAAAAUAGGAGAGAGGCAGAAUGCAGGGCAGAUGCAGGAGGUGGUUCCCAGCCAGAGAUACAACGCACACCUGGUGCCCGAAGACGGCUCUCUCACCUGCAGCGAGCCUGGGGUCUAUGUGCUGCGAUUCGACAACACCUACAGUAUUUUCCAGUCCAAACGCAUCAGCUUCACUGUCGAGGUCCUGCUCCCAGGCCAAUCUCAGUCUCCGAAAAAACGGGCCGGCUCACAAGUGGAGGCCAGCAACCAAUCGCAGUCUCCGAAUAACCAGAGUGGAUCAGAAUCUGGGGCCAGCAGCUAAUUGUGACAGACGUUACUGAGCUAGAGCUAGUCUCAGCCUCGGCCAUGGUCAGUGAAGUCAGACCUGAAACCACUGAAACAGACUCCAAUGAUCAGUACUGAGGUACUUCAUCUGACAAUGGGCCAUUGUGCUGCUCACGAAUGAAGGUAUGUAGCUCUGGUCCAGUGCAUUACAUGCGGCUUGCUGAUGCUGAGACUUCUACAUCUGCAAGCCACACGUAAUGCCUUGGACCAGAGCUAGAACGUACAAUGAAUAGAAACAAGUCCACAACUCAGGGUCCCUGGAGUAGAGGAGAUGUAUUAAAACACAGACUGAAAUAACUUGUUUACUUUUUACAAUAAGUGUAUGGCUUUUAAAAAUCUAUUUUAUUUUAAAGACCAGGAAGUAUAGUAUAUCUGAAUGUCAUUGAGGGACCAUGGUGUAUUAUUUUGCAAUGCUGAGAGCAGAGCAGCAAGACCUCAGGAGAUAUUUAUUUCGUCAACACUCCUCCAUAUAACCAUCUGUUCAUGUAGAAUCUCUUUUCCGUGGCAACAACGCAUUAUGGGCAUCACCCUCUCUUUCUCUCUCUCAAGCACUGGGUCAAUUUCAAGGUUCUUCCUUGAUUGCUCAUGACCUUGAUUCCUCACCUUCUUCUCAAAAGGCAAGGAAUAAGGAAAUACUUUUGAGAUGUACCCUCUCGCUCUCACUCUUUCUCUCUUCUUUCUGUCAUGAUUUAUGAUUCAAGACAAAAUUAGGCCAUUUUGAGUAUGCCUUUUCUUUUCAAAAUCAACACAGUUCUGUUCAAAUGAAUAUGUUGACAUACCGGUAGUUUUAUUUUCAGGGAAAACAAAUCUAUAUUUUGUCUUUUAAAUGUUAGAACAUGAAAGGCAAGAAAUCUUUGAGAAUGCUAAUAUCCACUGUCCAAAAUCUGUAUCAUUAAGCAUUAUUGCAGUAGAAUGACAUUCCAUGUUGUUGUGUAACCUUCAGCAGCAGUUUGUUCCUGUAUAGGGUUGCAAUUUGCAAAAUUCCAGUAACUUUCCCAAAAUUAGGGGUCUGUAUUUCCUGCUUAUUCCCUCCUGAUUCCGGGAAUCCUCCAACUGAGAAAUCUAGAAAACCUAGGAAUUUUGGGCAAAUUACCAGAAUUUUGCAAACCUUUUCAUGUAUAUCUAUAUGUAACAACGAGAGACAUACAUGCCCUGGUGUAAAUGCUUGCCUUAAAUACGUCAGUGUGUUUAAAGAAUGUGCAGCACUAAACGAACUGGCCCUUAUGGGCAGUUGAAACACUCAAAUCGCUCUAUUAUAUGUAAUCUGUAAACUGUACUUCAUAUUGAUUGAAAUGAUUGAAGUCGUCUUCUGCCAGCAUCUUGAUAAAGUAUUUUGCACAUUGAAAAUCAUGGAAUGUAGCUAGCUAUUAUAGCCUUAUUUGACGUUGGUUUGUGCUUACUGUUCAAUAGAUAAUUUAUGUUACCUUUAUGUAUUUUAGUAAUGAGUAGGGGGAACAGUACCCACUCCAAAACGUUUAAAUUGUUAUAUUUUUGUGAACAUUUGUCAAUCUUUUCUUUAGUUAAAAUUGGAAACAUGUAAUUUAUUUUUGUAGAAUUCAUGUAGUCAGUGCAUAUUUAAUGUAACAGAAUCAAAUCUGAGCUGUAUCAAUCUAUUGGGAAAAUAAUAUACAUGUUUGAAUCAACUUGAAUGAAUCUCGUCCACUA
Molecule: messenger RNA, 3514 nt
Organism: Salvelinus sp. IW2-2015
Lineage: Eukaryota; Metazoa; Chordata; Actinopteri; Salmoniformes; Salmonidae
Source: RefSeq, a predicted model, not a curated record